Onychostruthus taczanowskii (white-rumped snowfinch) is the source of this 561-nucleotide messenger RNA. It is a transcript of the gene TAF6, whose product is annotated as TATA-box binding protein associated factor 6. The transcript is spliced from 3 exons. The annotation marks the transcript as partial. NCBI's taxonomy places the organism in Eukaryota, Metazoa, Chordata, Aves, Passeriformes, Passeridae. Gene Ontology annotation, cellular component: SAGA complex; transcription factor TFIID complex; SLIK (SAGA-like) complex. Gene Ontology annotation, molecular function: protein heterodimerization activity; transcription coactivator activity; RNA polymerase II general transcription initiation factor activity. Gene Ontology annotation, biological process: RNA polymerase II preinitiation complex assembly; transcription initiation at RNA polymerase II promoter. The record is from RefSeq and is a predicted model, not a curated record.
GAGGCGGGUCGCCAAGAUGGCGGCGGCUCUGAGGGGCCGCGCCAAGAUGGCGGCGGCGGCAGCGGCUUGAGGAGCGGCCGGUGCUCCCCGCGCUCCCCCCGCGGCCCCGCUGCCCCUUUUUGGGGGCUCCCUGCGGCUUCGGGGGGCUCGGGGAGAGUGCGGAGAUGGCGGAGGAGAAGAAGUUGAAGCUGAGCCACACGCUGCUGCCCGCCGAGUCCAUGAAGGUGAUGGCGGAGGCCAUGGGGGUGCCGGGGGUCCCUGAGGAGACGUGUCAGCUGCUGGCGGAGGAGGCGAGCUACCGCCUCAAGGAGGUGGCGCAGGAUGCUCUCAAGUUCAUGCACAUGGGGAAGAGAAGGAAACUCACAACGGGGGACGUGGAUUUUGCCCUGAAACUGAAAAAUGUGGAGCCGCUGUACGGGUUCCACGCCCAGGAGUUCAUCCCGUUCCGCUUUGCCAGCGGCGGCGGGCGGGAGCUGUACUUCUACGAGGAGAAGGAGGUGGAUCUGAGCGACAUCAUCAACACCCCCCUGCCCAGGGUGCCCCUGGACGUCUGCCUCAAGG